Messenger RNA from Ictalurus punctatus (channel catfish), 3147 nucleotides. RefSeq names its product HAUS augmin-like complex, subunit 6 (gene haus6). Gene Ontology annotation, molecular function: microtubule binding. Gene Ontology annotation, biological process: spindle assembly. The coding region runs from base 364 to 2742 and encodes 792 amino acids. Gene Ontology annotation, cellular component: mitotic spindle microtubule; HAUS complex. The transcript is spliced from 16 exons. Lineage: Eukaryota; Metazoa; Chordata; Actinopteri; Siluriformes; Ictaluridae. The record is from RefSeq and is a predicted model, not a curated record.
UGUUAACGAAUAACUUCCUGUGUCAUACAAUUGUCUCAAACAAUUUGGCGGUUUGUAGGAAGUCGUUAACGAAACAAAUUCUUUAGCUAAGUCAGCUGCUGUAAGAAACCGAGUUUUACUUCACCGACUCGUUUAACUAAAUUAUUAAUGUCGUUCAGCGGUUCAAUAUCUCUCUGUUUUCUCCUUUUAUCCGGUGCUUUUAUUGAGGAGUGUCAGUAUGCUAUGUAGGGCGUCGUGCCCCGCGGUUAGCUAACUGUGUGUCGUGUGUUAGCUCCGCUCCCUGACUGCACUCAGCUGAGCUCGGAUUCCUUCACACGACUAGCGGGCAGCUGUUUAACUGUCCAGAGGAUUUAUACGUUAAGAAUGAUGUGUAAUGUUCAGGAUGCCGGUGGUAAAUAUUUAUGGUGGUGUCUUCAGAGUCUUGAGUUCCAUCUCGAUGUGGCUGCCAGCACGAAAGGAAAAACAAACAUGAAGCAUCUCAAUCUGGGAAUGAACAUGUUUGAUAAACCAAAUAAGGAGGCCGCCUACCUUGUGGUCCAUUUCUUGUUUAAGAAGCUGAACCCUUCACGUGUGCAGGAUGUCUUUAGACAUUGCUGGCCAGUUUUGGAUCACAAGGCAGAUGCUGAAUUUCGUAAGGUGACGUUUGGAUGGCUCCAGGAAAUAGUGAACGAGAAAGGGAGCAAUUUUCCCAAGGUGGUUGCAUCACAUUUACACUCUUCUUCUGGACCAAGAUUCAUCAAUCUUAUGCUUCACUUAGCUAAAUAUGUCAUGCUCAAAAUUAUGAGGACUUCAAACACAGAUGGCACAUGGGUUCCAGAGGCUGCAGCUGUUCCUGCAAGUUCUCAAGAGUUGGAGAUGAAGCGCUUUCAGAUGGUGAAGAGACGCUUCCAGAGAGUGUCCGUGAAGCAAGACGCUUUCAUUCAGGAAUAUCAGAAGAGAGCUAGACAUCUGGAGAAGUCUUUGAAGGACCACAAGGCAGAAGAUGUCAAGUAUGAUGAUUUGCUCAAGAAAUAUGAGAACAAGACCAACUUGGAAAAAGACCUCCUGGAAAAGAUUCACAAGGUUCAAAGCAUGUGGGCUGAGAUUGACGAAUCUUUGUCCAGGCUAGAAGGAGAGCGGAGUGUGUUGGCCAGUGUGAUCGAGGGCAAGGUUGAUCAGUAUGUGUUGGAUGGAAAGGACAUUAGUGUGAAGAUUCCUGCAGUUCUUCUGGAGAGAAUGGAGAGGUUAUCACCUCAGACCAGUGCUGGCAGUUUGUAUGAGGGAGGUCUGCCAGUCAUCCUGCGUUUGCUUGAGCUUCUGAAUGUGGGAUUAAGACUCCUGAACGAAGAGCGAGCCAAGCUUUCAGGUCCGACGUCACAGCUCAGCCACCAACCUCUCCAGGAACAAGCUUUGCUCAUGAAUCGUUCAAAGGAAACGCUGAAAAACAUGAGGCGCAAGUUGACCAAGGAGGAUAUACCACAGAUUAAGAGUAACAUAAAGAAGCUGGAGUUGGACUGGCAGACAAAGUGGGCUGAAUGUUUGAGUCACACUCCCUUGAGCUCUUUUCUCAAUGAUGAUCCUGUCUUAGACUUCCUUUCUCCAAUGCCUCCUCUAUCCUUCGAAGCAGCUUCUGAAGUUAGCUUCAAGGCUAGUAUCUUCUCACACUAUCCAGCUAAACUUUCUGAGCUAGCAGGACAGACUCCUAAAGAUCAAGAAGUCAAAACAGAUGGUGAUUUCUUAAGCAGCUCUCUUCCAAUAGAGGACAAAACAGAAGACAUACUUUUUUCCAGUUGCUUUGCUUCACCAAGGCCAGUGACUCCAUGUGGUGUUCAUCAUUUAACUCCUACUUGUGUUAAGAUGCCAUCAGUUGCUCCUACACCCAGCCCUUUUCAGGUGAGCAAGAGCAGACCCUUGCCUUCACAAAUGAAGACGUCUGCUGUGAGGCCAAAGGCUCAGAUUCUGGAUUUGGAAUAUGAGAAUCUAGCAAGUCAGUUUGCUGACGCUGUGACCAUGAGUCCAGUGGAUGGAAGAAGAAGCGGUAUGGAGCUGGAGCAGUUGCUGAAUACGUUAUCAGACCCCUUUACAGCAAAGAAACAGCUCCCUCGCACACCAGAAAGCUUGAUUAUGGAUGUCAGAACAUCAUGGAGAAAAGCAGUGGAAGAAGGGAAGGUUGAGAAAAAGCAUGAGAAAUGUAAUGAUAGCCUAACGCCAAUUUUCGAGGUUAAAGAAAGAAGCCCCAACCCAGAAACCUUUUCCUUGAGAGAUUCUUCAAUACUGAUGGCCAACCCUCUCCCAUGUAGCCCCCUUCCACCCCAGCAGGGGACCUCUUGCCACUCUACUCUUGCCUGGGACAUGUCGCAUCUGGAGGCUCUAAGCCAAACCUCCAGCAACAUCAUCCACUUCAGCAUUGAUCAUGAGACAUUUCCAGAGCCAGAGAAUGACGCUUCGUUCAACUGCAGUGAUUGCUCACAGGUGGUGGAAGAACUUCUUCUCCCCCCAGUUACAGCAUGCUCUCCUGCAGUAGAAACUACAUGCCAAAUGGUUCGAAGACAUCUGAAUGAAUCCCCUUUUAUGGGGAGGUUCAAGGACACACACGCUGACUUCAUGCCAUCAGCAUUAAGGAUAAGUCCAGGGUUGGGUAGUUGUAGUGGGGAGAAGGUAUUUUCUCUGGACUUGGACCAAUUGGAGAGUUUCUCCUCUCCUCUACGAGAGGAGCUCACCCUGCCCAAUCUUAUAGCAUUCUCACCUAUGGAUGAACUCUAAUCAGAGUCUGGUGUCUUAAUUCAUAGUACAAACAGUUCAGGGAACAACUGCUGUUUUUCACCUUUGUGUUACAGUGCCACUAUUGACAGCUUGGUUGUGGGGAACUCUGGAAGUUGAAAGCUGUAGAAACUUUUACUCUCUAACCGUACAGCUUUUCUCUUUUUAAAGUAGCUCUGUUCAGUCCUAACAAUGUGUUUUUCAACACCUGGUUUGUCUUAAAGUUAAUCAAAAACCAAGAUUAUUUGUACUAAUAUUUUUUUUUAAAUGUUUAGUGUUAUGAAUGAAGUGAGCAAUUCUAAUAGAAGCUUGAACAGGUUUAAGAACAGCCAAUAUGAAUUUAGGCUAAUGCAACAAGAAUGAUUUAAGCAGUUUCUCAAUUGUAAUAAAGUAUCUUUGUGCACUGUU